AUGGCCAAGGAGACGGCGGCAGCGCCAUCAGCUCUCGUCACUGACAUUCUGUUGUCUAUCAAAAGCAACCUCGCUUUGUUGUUUGUGCUCUUUAUUGUCCUGCGCUGCAUCUAUCGCCGGUACUUCCACCCCCUUGCAAAAUACCCGGGCCCGUGGAUCUGUUCCUGCACUCGCCUGUGGAAGGUAUGGAGCGUGUACAAGGGCCACACGGAACUUGAUUUCAUCGACUUGCACCGAAAAUACGGGAGUGUCGUGCGCGUUGCGCCCAACGAGCUCUCCUUCGCCUCGCCCGUUGCUGCGCACGACAUCCUGGCCCCCGGAAAUGGCUUCACCAAAACCGAAUUCUACAAUGUAUUCCCACCGAAACAUGCACCGGACAUCUUCACGGAGACAAGGGAGUGGAAACAUGCCGCCAUGAAGCGGGUGGCUGUAGUUCCCUAUAGUCUUGCCAGUGUGCAGAAGAUGAGCCCCUGGAUCGAGGACGUGCAAAAGGUCCUCAUAGCCAAAAUUGGCGAGUAUGCCGAUUCCGGGAGGGUGUGUGAUCUUGGCGACUUGCUCCAUUACUUUGCCUUUGAUGUUGUUGGAGAGUUUGCAUUCUCACAGCGCUAUGGAUUCGUCGCACAGGAGAAAGACGUCGGAGGUACCAUUAAGCUGAUUGACGACGUACAGUGGUACGACGGCAUUGUUGGUCAAGUUCCCGAGCUACGACACGUACUGCGGGAAAGCCCCGUGUUCCAGUACCUCUUAACGCUGUUGAGUCCCCCACAAGUCACACGAAUGGCCUUAGGCGAAAUAGCCAAAAGGAAACAGAGCAAGACUGAUGGCUUCUUCCUCGAGCCCGACCGGCGAGAUCUGCUGGGCCAACUGAUGGAGGGCAGCGCCAAAGAUCCGAGCAAGUUCUCCGAGAUGGAUAUCUUCUCGGUCGCUCAUGGCGCAAUAGGCGCCGGUGCUGAUUCAACUGCUUCUACGAUGCAAUCAUUCUUCCAUUUCGUACUGACCAACCCGGAAGUAUAUCGGAAACUUUGCGAAGAGAUCCGGCAAGCCCAUCUAUCGCCCAAUGUGACCUGGGCAGAAGCACAGGAUUUGCCGUAUUUCCAGGCAUGUCUAUUGGAUGCAAUGCGAUUGCGGCCUGCAGUCGGACUGAGCAUUCCUCGAUACGUUCCGAAACAAGGCGCAACAAUUGACGGUCGUCAUUACCCGGGAGGGAUCGUGGCAUCCGUCAAUGGCUGGGCGGUCCAUCGCGAUACUCUUUUCGGCGACAAUGUCGACGACUUCCGACCUGAGCGCUGGCUUUCUGGCGAUGUUAGGGACAUGAAGAAGCAUAUGUACCAGUUUGGAGGCGGCGGACAUCUUUGCAUUGGACGGAACCUCGCGCAGUUUGAGAUGAACAAGAUCCUGCCUCAACUACUCAUGAACUUCGACUUUGAGCUUGUCUACGCCGGACGGCCUCUAAAGUCCCACUCGACCUUCUUCGUGGUCCAGAGUGGGCUGGAAGUCUUUGUGAGGCGGAGAAAAUAA
This is a messenger RNA of Fonsecaea multimorphosa CBS 102226, 1518 nucleotides long. RefSeq lists its product as uncharacterized. The transcript has 4 exons. The record is from RefSeq and is a predicted model, not a curated record. Gene Ontology annotation, molecular function: heme binding; iron ion binding; monooxygenase activity. Lineage: Eukaryota; Fungi; Ascomycota; Eurotiomycetes; Chaetothyriales; Herpotrichiellaceae. Bases 1 to 1518 code for a protein of 505 amino acids.